GACAUAACGUCGUAAACUGGUUUAUAGUCGUUUGAAUGUUAUAACAUGAAUUGUUUUAUGCACAAUCAUUAAACCAUUUAGAUCGUAAAUGCUUUAAACGGAUUACCCUGAAUAUGUACUCAUUUUGGUACCCAUUUGAAACAUAUAUAAAGCUCUAUUAUAUCGUCUUUUACUAAGUAGGGUUUUCAGGUGUCGUGAUUUAAUCAUGUAUAAAGAAACAAAAGCUUUGGUUUUAUGCUCAUUAAUUUGUUUAGUAUACAGUCAGAUACCUUCUGAUCUUGCAAUAAUUGAUGGACAUAAUGAUUUGCCUCAUUUGCUUUAUAAACGCGUUCAAAAUGAUUUGAAUAAAUACAGCUUCUUGCAAAAUUUAACAUUAGAUCCCACUUGGGGUUUACAAAAUUGUUCGGAAUGUCAUUCAGACUUGCCUCGCAUGCGUGAAGGAAAAAUUGGAGCACAAUUUUGGGUGGCCUUUUCCGAUUGCAAAACGCAAUACCGAGAUUCCGUUGCUAGAACUUUGGAGCAAAUAGACGUCAUCAAACGAUUCGUAAACAAAUAUGAUCACGUCUUGCAUUUCGCAACCGGUGUUGACGAUAUAUUGCAAGCGAGGGCGCAACAAAAAAUUGCAAGUUUGAUUGGUAUAGAGGGCGGGCAUUCCAUUGAUUCAAGACUUGCUGUUUUGCGCAUGAUGUAUGACUUAGGCGCCAGAUAUUUAACUUUAACACACAAUUGUCAAACACCAUGGGCUGAUAGUAACAUCGUGGACUCAUCCAAGCCUAUUCAUAACUUAACAAGUUUUGGCAGAACUGUUGUCAAAGAAAUGAAUAGAAUUGGCAUGUUAGUAGAUUUAUCACAUGUAUCAUACAAUGUUAUGAAUCAAGCUAUCAAUGCAAGUCGGGCUCCUGUUAUAUUUUCGCAUUCGAAUGCGUGGACUGUCACCAAGCACAAGAGAAAUGUUCAUGAUGACACUUUGAAAUUACUUAAAGUCAAUAAUGGUAUCAUUAUGAUUAAUUUUUACUCUCAAUUUGUUUCGUCAAAUCCGAAAAAUGCUACAAUUAACGAUGUUAUAAAACACAUUAAUUAUAUAGUGGAUCUAAUUGGAAUCGAACAUGUUGGCAUUGGAUCAGAUUUUAACGGUGUGGACGAGUUACCACAAGGACUUGAAGAUGUAUCAAAAAUUAUCAAUGUGUUUAAAUUGCUUCAACAACGUAACGCAACCCGCUGGAAUCCUGAAAAUUUACGCAAGUUAGCAUCUGAAAAUUUUCUAAGAGUAUUUAGAGCUGUUGAAGCUAAACGAGAUGAAUUGAUAACCGAGGAACCAAUCCAAGACUGGAUUUCUAAAGAUGAUUUAUUAAAUGCAGGAGAGGUAGAGGCGAAUCUAAUUCAAGAAUGUUCAACAUUUUUGGAAGAUGUGGCCAUACCAUUGCAUAAUAUAGCAACAGAAACAAAUUUUAGUAUAUUAACAUUAUUUAUUACGUUUCUUUGUGGCAAAAUUCUUUAAAUUUUUAUUAUAAAUAUGCUUGUAAUGUGUAAUAUGACCCUUUGUUUGGAUUUUGCUGAAUUGCAUGUAUGCAAUUAAAAUGGCACUGUCACUGGCAUAUUUUCUUAAUAGACUUAAAAACAUUGUAAACCAAAAACGAAAAAAUAAAGAUAAUAUCAUGUCAGCAAAUAA
Dalotia coriaria is the source of this 1669-nucleotide messenger RNA. Its product is annotated as dipeptidase 1-like. Bases 206 to 1498 code for a protein of 430 amino acids. The record is from RefSeq and is a predicted model, not a curated record. Gene Ontology annotation, biological process: proteolysis. Lineage: Eukaryota; Metazoa; Arthropoda; Insecta; Coleoptera; Staphylinidae. The transcript has 6 exons. Gene Ontology annotation, molecular function: metallodipeptidase activity.